UGACCUGUCGCCGCCCCCGAUGCCAGCUCUUCCAACACCUCUGAUCGCCUCGAAGCAUUGGAGAUGGACGUCGGCUCCCUCAAGGACGGCGUGCAGUUACAGCAGACCACAACGCAACAGUUGGAGCAGCGGAUCUGUACUACCGCCAACAACUCGAGUUCGGAACCGCGCGAGACAACUCCAAAGUUUGACGGGCAGAAGAUCUUCUGCGACUCGACGAAGACAGAUCCGAUUCCAUGGUUCCGCAAGUUCGAGCUCACGCUGCAACUACACUACGUCAAAGAACACAAGCACCACGCGUACUUAUACUCCCGGUCGGGGGGCGCGUGCCAGGCAUGGUUGGACAAGCACUUGUCCAAGUACGGAGUGGUAGCAGCCGACGUGCAUACCAAGAUCAGCUGGGAUGAUCUGAAGGCGGCGUGGCACAAGCGGUUCCAAGUAGAGCCGUUGGAGAUCAAGGCAAUGGACAAGCUAAUGGUCUUCGAACAAGGCACACUGUCGAGUGUCGACUGGAUUGCCUAGCAAGGGCAAAUCGGGAAACUGAGAGUCGCUGGGAGUGACUCAAUGACACUCUCGACGCCUUCGGAACCGGUCGCUUCGUGGGUGACCGCCCUUCGUUCCAAGGCACAUGCAGAAGUCGAUAGUCCUCCUCUUCUUUAUUCUUUUGAGGACUAUGCUGCCCGACUCGUUCCUAUGCUGGGUACUCAAGCUCAAGGACAAGACGUGUGUGCGGCAUCUUCUCCGUCCGUCAGCGGCGACUUAUCGUCUUCACGUGGUUCUUCACGGGAUUCGGCGCGCGAGUUUAACAUAAAGGUAUUGGACUCGCUCACGUCUGAGGACUUUGCAUGGCUUCCUCUCCCGACCACGGGCUGCUUGCCGGGACCGCAAUGUGCAGCACUAUGCGCUCAUCUUGACACGUACUUAUCCUUCUAUGCACCACCAACUUCGUCGACGGAUGACGAAGUCGCGGUGGGGGACAUCCUUGUGUAUGUUACCAAGGUUGCCCGCGAGUUUUGCACGCAGCCGUACGAUGACAACAACGCACCGGUCAUGUAUGUCCGCAUCCAGGUUGGGCAAGCGUCCUGCAACGCUUUGCUGGAUAGCGGCGCGUCUCGCAAUUUCAUGAGCCAAGCAUUUAUGCAAAGGGCUGGCCUUGGCGCACAAGUUCAGAGGAAGGCAAACCCGACGGCGAUCAAGUUGGCGGAUGGAAAGACACAGUAACUCCUCGACCGUUACAUCGAAGCCGUACCGGUGUAUUUCGCACCUCAUGCAUGCGAACCGGUGACGUUCGACAUUUUGGACACGGACUUCGACAUCAUUCUGGGAAUGCCUUGGCUUGCAAGUGCGGAUCACACGGUUAACUUCCACCGGCGGACUCUUAGCGUUCCCGACGCCUUCGGCGCCGAAGUGGCGUGUACUAUUCCUCUUCCGCACCCUUCGAUUCGGUGCCAAGUAGUGACGGCCAAAUCAUUCCGGGCGACUUGCGCUUACGAGCAGCCCAAGGAAAUC
Chara braunii is the source of this 1509-nucleotide messenger RNA. The record is from the annotation of a GenBank genome assembly. Lineage: Eukaryota; Viridiplantae; Streptophyta; Charophyceae; Charales; Characeae.